UGUAUCUGUCCAGCCGACUCUUACGGCGAAUGGGGGAUUCUCAUCAAUAUAUUCCCCGGGUACCAAUGCGCGUAUCCCAACGGUGCCUGCGCGUGGAGCGACGUCAGCGGCCGACUCCAAAAUACUCCGCAAGGGAACUGUGAAGCUUAUGCCCCAUGUCCCAGUACCGGAUGCACUUGCCCGGACGAUCUCAACGGAGACGCAGGUGUCUUGAUUAACUACUUCAGAGGCUAUCAAUGCGCCUACCUCCGAGGCAUUUGCACUUGGGAU
Messenger RNA from Gloeophyllum trabeum ATCC 11539, 270 nucleotides. RefSeq lists its product as uncharacterized. The annotation marks the transcript as partial. The record is from RefSeq and is a predicted model, not a curated record. The transcript is spliced from 2 exons. Lineage: Eukaryota; Fungi; Basidiomycota; Agaricomycetes; Gloeophyllales; Gloeophyllaceae.